This is a messenger RNA of Patiria miniata (bat star), 1350 nucleotides long. RefSeq names its product kinetochore protein mis18-like. The transcript is spliced from 5 exons. Lineage: Eukaryota; Metazoa; Echinodermata; Asteroidea; Valvatida; Asterinidae. The coding region runs from base 39 to 860 and encodes 273 amino acids. Gene Ontology annotation, biological process: CENP-A containing chromatin assembly; chromosome segregation. The record is from RefSeq and is a predicted model, not a curated record. Gene Ontology annotation, cellular component: chromosome, centromeric region; nucleus; chromatin.
CAUACGCAAGCCGUAGAAAAUUUCCCGGGAGUUUAAAAAUGGCGGCCCGCAAUCGAGAUUGUGGUGUGUCAAUGCACAAGGAAAAAACUGAUGAUUACGAGGAGACAGAGGAUGAUGAAACAGCAGAGGACAACAGCGACGUACCAGUGGUCCUUCAGUGUAAGAACUGUAAUAGCAUAGUCGGAGAUUCUAUGGCCUGGGUUUGCGCAAAUGAUGAUUUGAAGACCGUCACUUUGCACAGUAUAACCAGCGCAGUAACACCAGGGAAAAAGCUGAUGACAUCAACAUCAGAAGGAAUUGACCUGGGAAGCACAUACAUUCAUCUGCUGUGUAAACAAUGCAAUGAGGUAGUUGGGAAGAUCUAUAAGACAACAUCCAGACAACUAGACAGUCUGCGUGAUCUCUAUACAUUGUCCAUUCAUCACAUUACCAGUUACCAGGUUGGUUCCAGAGGGCAGAGAGCUGAUGUUGGGCUGCAAGAAACUCUUGAUCUGCCAACAGCAAAAUCACUGAAAGAUUCCAUUUUAAAAAUUCAAGUGAUGAUCUGUGCAUUGAAUAAUCGCAUCUUGAACAUUGAGAAUGCUUUGGAACUCAAGGAGGAUGCUGAUGAUCAGGCUGACAACACAGCCCCAGAAGGAUUCUACAACACCACAGAUGCUGUGAAUGAUCACACUAAAACUAAGAACCUAUUAGCCAGCCAACAAGAUAAGACUGCUACUGGACACAGUGAAAGCAGCAUGCCAGAUAGAGACAUCUCAGGGAUGACACAGUCAGGCAGGCAAUACACUGCUGGCAAACGCUCUAAGGAAACUACUUCACACACAGGCUCUCAGGGAAAUAAACGAUCUCGAUUCAAGUGAUACACAAGAGUUUGAGAUAUUGAUAUACUGUCAAACUUCAUCUUUAUGUUUACAAGUCUAAAUCAAUGCCUAAUAAGCCUCUGUACUGAUGAUGUCACUUUUUGUUUACAUGUGCGCUUCUCUAUGGGGCUACAAAACCAUUGUCCCCACCCACAGAAAAGCACAUGUGUAAACAAUGUGCGACAUCAUCAGUACAGAUGCUUAUUGAUUGAAAUAUUCUGGACUUAUGGGCUAAGUGUGGGUCCUGGUUUAGAAAAUCAUUGGUUCGUGGCCCCUGUUAUCUCAGGCCGAAAGUUGGAAUUGUAGUCCGGUCAAUUUAAGUUAAGACCUAGAACAAAUUGCAAUAGAAACCAUUCAAGCGUCAAACGACUUUAAAGGUAUAGUCCAUCAUUUGUAUUUUGUUUGUUUGAGGCAACAAAAGAAGGGUGCUGAACAACUAACCCUUAGAAGUUUCAGCUCAGCUUCAGCUGUAUAUUUUGAGAUAAACAGC